CGGAAGAGCAUUCUCCUUAGCAACUGAGGGUCCGCGGCGCCGGCGCCGGCCUCCGAGAGCGACGCUUGUGAUAACUGAGCUGUUCAAGGAAGGAAGAACUCUGAGCGGAGCAGUGGAGGUUCCCCUGAAUCUGCAAAGAACAGGCGACUUUGGAACCAGUAAUGAGCCAUCCUGACUGCAGGCUGAACCUCCGGCCCAUAGGGACCCCCAGAGGUGUGUCCUCACAUGGUGUUGGUGCUUCGCCAGGUGACAAAAAGUCAAAGAACAAGUCCAUGAGAGGGAAGAAAAAGAGCAUAUUUGAAACUUACAUGUCCAAGGAGGAUGUUUCAGAAGGCCUGAAGAGAGGAAUGCUUAUCCAGGGUGUACUGAGAAUUAAUCCAAAGAAGUUUCAUGAGGCUUUCAUUCCUUCCCUGGAUGGUGAUCGAGACAUUUUUAUUGAUGGGGUUGUUGCUCGUAAUAGAGCCUUAAAUGGGGACGUGGUGGUUGUAAAACUGCUUCCCGAAGAGCAGUGGAAGGUGAUUAAACCGGAGAGCAGUGAAAAAGAAACAGAAGCUCCCUAUGAGUCUGAUCUUCCUGAGGAGCUCCCUCAGCAGUCCCUCAAAGGCUGUAAUGAUAGUCCUGAUGUCAUUAUAGAGGCUCAAUUCAAUGACAGUGACUCAGAAGAUAGACAUGGGAACACAAAGAAUGUGCUGGUAGAUGGUGUUAAGAAGUUCUCAGUUUGUGUUCCUGACAAAGGAAAAGAAGAUCCUAGUGCACCAGUUUCAAAAGAGGAGAACAUUUCCAUGUCUCAAGAUGUAAGAGCUUCAUCAGAGAAGUUACUGCAGAAAUCAGCCAAGGUGGUUUACAUCUUGGAGAAAAAACAUUCUCGAGCAGCAACUGGCGUUCUCAAACUCUUGGCUGAUAAGAACAGUGAACUGUUUAGGAAAUAUGCCCUGUUUUCUCCUUCAGACCACCGAGUGCCUAGAAUUUAUGUACCUCUCAAGGAUUGUCCCCAGGACUUCGUGACCCGGCCUAAAGAUUAUGCCAACACACUGUUCAUCUGCCGCAUCAUAGACUGGAAGGAAGACAGCAAUUUUGCCCUGGGGCAACUGGCUAAAAGUCUUGGUCAGGCUGGUGAAAUUGAACCUGAAACCGAGGGGAUCCUAACUGAGUAUGGCGUGGAUUUCUCCGAUUUUUCUUCAGAAGUUCUAGAAUGUCUCCCUCAAACCCUGCCCUGGACAAUUCCAUUUGAGGAGUUUAACAAGAGAAGAGACUUAAGAAAAGACUGUGUCUUCACCAUUGACCCAUCAACUGCCCGGGACCUUGAUGAUGCCCUCUCCUGCAGGCCACUCACAAAUGGCACCUUCGAAGUGGGCGUCCAUAUUGCUGAUGUGAGUUAUUUCAUUCCUGAGGGAUCCAGCCUGGAUAAGGUGGCUGCUGAGAGAACUACAAGUGUCUACUUGGUUCAGAAGGUGGUCCCCAUGCUUCCCAGGCUGCUAUGUGAAGAGCUGUGUAGCCUGAACCCCAUGACUGACAAGCUGACCUUCUCAGUGAUCUGGACGCUGACCUCUGAGGGCAAGAUUCUUGAGGAGUGGUUUGGCCGGACCAUCAUCCGCUCCUGCACCAAAUUGAGCUAUGAGCAUGCACAGAGCAUGAUUGAGAAACCAACUGAGAAGAUCCCCCAGGAAGAGCUGCCCCUCAUUUCCCCAGAACACAGUAGUCAGGAGGUGCACCAGGCUGUCCUGAACCUGCACGGAAUUGCAAAGCAGCUUCGUCGGCAGCGCUUUGUGGAUGGCGCGCUCCGUUUGGAUCAGCUAAAACUUGCUUUCACCGUGGACCACGAGACUGGAUUGCCUCAAGGAUGUCAUAUCUAUGAAUACAAAGACAGCAACAAGCUCGUGGAGGAGUUCAUGCUCUUGGCCAACAUGGCAGUGGCCCACAAGAUCUACCGUGCCUUCCCUGAGCAGGCUCUGCUGCGACGGCACCCCCCACCCCAAACAAAGAUGCUCAAUGACCUAGUGGAAUUCUGCAACCAAAUGGGGCUGCCCAUGGAUGUCAGCUCUGCAGGGUCCCUUAAUAAAAGUCUGACCAAAACAUUCGGAGAUGACAAGUACUCCUUAGCUCGGAAGGAGGUGCUCACCAACAUGUACUCCCGACCCAUGCAGAUGGCACUGUACUUCUGCUCAGGGGUGCUGCACGAUCCAGCUCAGUUCCGGCACUAUGCCCUCAAUGUGCCUCUCUACACGCACUUCACCUCACCCAUCCGCCGCUUUGCAGACGUCAUGGUGCACCGCCUCUUGGCUGCUGCUCUGGGCUACAGGGAACAGCCAGACACUGAGCCCAGUACCAUACAGAAGCAGGCGGACCACUGCAAUGACCGCCGCAUGGCGUCCAAGCGUGUACAGGAGCUUAGCACCAACCUCUUCUUUGCUGUCCUGGUCAAGGAGACUGGCCCCUUGGAGUCGGAAGCCAUGGUGAUGGGUGUCCUGAACCAAGCCUUCGAUGUGCUGGUGCUGCGUUACGGGGUACAGAAGCGUAUCUACUGCAACGCGCUGGCCUUGCGGUCCUACCACUAUCAGAAGGUGGGGAAGAAGCCGGAGCUUACACUUGUUUGGGAGCCUGAAGACCUGGAACAGGAGCCCACACGGCAGACCAUCACCAUCUUCAGCCUGGUGGAAGUGGUCCUGCAGGCGGAGAGUGUGGCCCUCAAGUACAGCGCCAUCCUGAAGCGGCCAGGCCCCGAAAGUUCCCUGGGCCUGGAGGAGGAGGAGCCCAACGCUGAGCCGAAGGACUGAGUGCCACACCAUCACCUGCCUAGCCUGCUGGCUUUCAGGAAUGGGACCUUCUGACACCAAAGGGGAUUUUUAAUUUGGUUUUUUUUUUAACAACUCAGGGGUUUAUUUUUAUUUUCAUUUUAUUUUAUUUUUACAGCUCAGUUUUUAAAGGAACUGGAUGGGAAAGGAUGGGGUUGGAUGGAAGGCUGAGGCCUGGCUAGUGCUUCCCCGAACAAAGAGGGGCCCCAGUCCCUCCUGGGAGGCCAACCCAGCUUCCACCAGCCCCCCCCCACUGUCCUCCCCGUCCCAGGAAAUGGGGGUUCAGCAAAUCAGUGUCAUGGAAUAAAAUCAAGUGUGAAGUG
This is a messenger RNA of Dipodomys spectabilis (banner-tailed kangaroo rat), 3115 nucleotides long. RefSeq names its product DIS3 like 3'-5' exoribonuclease 2 (gene Dis3l2). The transcript has 21 exons. The coding region runs from base 162 to 2774 and encodes 870 amino acids. Gene Ontology annotation, molecular function: RNA binding; 3'-5'-RNA exonuclease activity. Gene Ontology annotation, biological process: miRNA catabolic process. The record is from RefSeq and is a predicted model, not a curated record. NCBI's taxonomy places the organism in Eukaryota, Metazoa, Chordata, Mammalia, Rodentia, Heteromyidae. Gene Ontology annotation, cellular component: P-body; exosome (RNase complex).